This is a messenger RNA of Schistosoma turkestanicum, 1342 nucleotides long. NCBI's taxonomy places the organism in Eukaryota, Metazoa, Platyhelminthes, Trematoda, Strigeidida, Schistosomatidae. The record is from the annotation of a GenBank genome assembly.
UAUAACACGGAACGCGUCGAAAUUUCGAAAAAGACCCUGUAGCGCAUGUUACUCCAAUAUGGUCAGAAUAACAUCUGAAAUAGUUGAGAAUGCGCCACAGUUUACGAAUGCCAUUAAAGAUCGUGAGCUUAACCUCAAAAGUUACAAAUUUCCUGCUAUCGAAAACAUGGGUUGUACAUUGGAUCAAUUCGAUACUAUUGAUCUCUCGGAUAAUGAAAUUAGAAAACUCGAUGGAUUUCCAGUGUUGAAACGUCUAAAAUCGUUAAUACUGACAAACAACAAGAUUGCCCGUAUUGCGGAGGAUUUGGGCCAACAUUUACCGAAUCUCUUGACCCUUAUUCUAACAAGUAAUUACCUCUCCGAUCUCAAAGAUUUGGAUCCUUUAUCAUCAUGUGAGAAAUUAAAUUUUCUUAGUCUUCUUCAUUGUCCUGUAACAAUGCGUGCAAACUAUCGACUGUAUGUAAUCAGCCGUGUCGCAUCUCUUCGCUUUUUAGAUUAUCGUCGUGUCACCCAAGCUGAACGUAAACUAGCUCGAUCAAUGUUUAAACGUCUUCCUGCUUUAUCAAACAGCAUGAAUAAUAUUAAAGCAUCAUAUCAGAAAACUAAUAAUACCGUACGUGUAGAAAAUUCAAAUCCUGCUACUAGUAUUGUAAAAACAUUUAUACCUGGUGCUCCAAUUCAUUCAAAUAAUAAUAAUAAUAAUAAUAAUAAUAAUAAUCAUCUUCUUCCUCCUGGAACUGAACCAACACGAUCUAAUAAUGAACAGAUUCAUCAUGGUGACAGUAAAGAGAACAAUGCUCCCCCCGCUGCUGCUGCUGCUGCUGCUGCUGCUUUAAAUACAUCUAUGGAAAAUGAUGAGAAUGAUUCAAAUAAAUCGGAUACAUUGGUGGUAGUCAAUUCAACGGAUACACCUAUGCCUCCACCUUCGACUCCUGUUACAACAGGAAAUAAACGUCCAAUUGCAUCCAAUCAAGAUCUAUAUGCUAUACAAGAAGCAAUUAAACGAGCUCGAACUAUGGAUGAAGUGGAACGUCUUCAUCAAUUGCUUAGUAGUGGUCAAUUUGCAGGAUUUGCAGCUCAAUGGCAAAAACAAUUAAGGCAACAACAACAACAAAAAUCCACUCAAUGAUCACCACAUGCAUAUAUAUGUGUGUAAAAUAUAGAACAAGAGGAAAGCAUCCCAUUUAAAAGUGCUCUCAAAAUAACUCUUUGUAAAGACUGUACAAUAAAUAAAUAAUAUGUGUAUACAUACUUUUAUAAUUGUUUUAUUAGUAUGGUGCAAUUAUAAUCUAAAGCAAAUAUUUUACUUUCAUAAGAAUAAAUGCACUAGUUAUUAUUAUUA